AUGCAGGCAACGUGCCCCUUCUUGGAGGACAAUGUACUGGCGUUGCUAAUUGCCGUAUUCACACUAGUGUCAUACCUGGGAUACUUGCACUGGUGGCGCUUGGUUCCACGCCUAUUUUACCCAGAAGAGAGUAAACUAGAGAAACAAAUCGCGCAGCUGCGGGAAGAGGCGGAGAGGUUUAACACCACCGAGCAAUUGCAUAUUCACGGCAGGAUUACCCGGAAUGUUCAGUUGCUCAUGAAACGACUUGCACUGGCACGUAAGCACCGUUGUGUCCUCCAUUGUUGCCGGAACACCAGUCAAACGGUAAAUGAUACACAUAGGAUAGCAUUCUUGCAGAAUUGCUAUGGUUUUUUAUGCUUAAAUACUCCCACUGCAAUAGGCUUCUUCAUAUCCUUUGGGUUUAUGAUCCCGAUGCUAUGCAUCUACGGGAAUCGUCCAGCCGUUGUCGUUUUUUCACACUGUUUUCGUCACUGUGUGCCGUCUCCCAUGAAGUGGGCAGACAAAGUAGCGAUGACGGUGUUACUUGGUCCACUGCUGUGGGCCUCACCGAGCCCCGGCGUUGACCCUGACGGUGCUCUGGAAGGGCCCAGCCACAAGUGUUUGUUUCUGCAAGGGAGUAACCUGAGCGUCAGUAGCUCUGCAAUGUCUGACGUUGAGGGGAGGGGUGUCGCAAUGGCGGCGGCCAACGCGGGGGAGGAUGAACUCAAGAGCCUCGGACUCGUGUCUUGGUUCCUGGUCUGCUACAUCGCGGUCCGCCUCUCACACCGCGUGCUCUCGCAGCGUUAA
Molecule: messenger RNA, 789 nt
Organism: Trypanosoma conorhini
Lineage: Eukaryota; Euglenozoa; Kinetoplastea; Trypanosomatida; Trypanosomatidae
Exons: 1
Coding region: 1-789 (262 amino acids)
Source: RefSeq, a predicted model, not a curated record